UCCCAUCUCUCUCGGUGGGGAUUAUACUACUUGGCUGAGUGGAUUGCUUUCUCAUUAAUCUAUGGAAAUCAUUUAAUACGAGCUCUGAUGGGUAAUUCUAUGUUAUCAAUUCUGUACAAAGGCUUUGGCGGAAAUCCUGCGUAAGAUUAAUAUUGGGUCAGGUGAAGAAAUUGUUGUGCCUCUCAAAAUGAAUCUUAUUUGCUUUAUUUUGUCGCUGUUUCUCUAUUUUGGGCUGUCCACAUAUGGGUUUAGUAAGAAUGUUUCUUCAAGACCUGCUGUUGUGAAUAUUGGAGCUCUUUUUACGUUUGAAUCUACCAUAGGAAGAGUCGCCAAGAUUGCCAUUGAGGAAGCUGUGAAAGAUGUCAACUCCGAUUCCAGCAUUCUCCAUGGAACAAAACUUGCUGUAACUAUGCAAGAUUCCAAUUGCAGUGGGUUUUUUGGCAUGGUUGGAGCUUUGCAAUUUAUGGAGACUGAUAUAGUUGCCAUCAUCGGCCCGCAAUCUUCCGUAGUUGCGCAUAUUAUAUCCCAUGUAGCAAAUGAACUCCAAGUUCCUCUAUUAUCGUUUGGGGCCUCAGAUCCCACCCUCUCUUCCCUUCAGUUUCCCUUUUUUGUUAGAACAAGACCGAGCGAUUUGUACCAAAUGACAGCAGUGGCUGACGUUGUUGAUUAUUAUGGUUGGAAGGAUGUAAUUGCCAUUUUCAUUGACGAUGACUACGGACGGAAUGGUGUGUCAGCAUUAGAUGAUAAACUAGCAGAGAGGCGCUGUAGAAUUUCCUACAAGCAGGGAAUUAGCCCUGGGUCUGAAGUUAAUCGGGGUGACAUUAUGGAUCUUCUUAUCAAGGUUGAAUUAAUGGAGUCUCGAAUUAUUGUUCUGCAUGUAAAUCCUGAUUCAGGAUUUAUGGUUUUCUCUGUAGCACAAUAUCUUGGAAUGAUGGGAAAUGGCUUUGUAUGGAUAGCUACUGAUUGGCUCUCCUCUGUUUUAGAUUCUGCUGCUCCUCUUCCUUCAGAGACAAUGGAUUCAAUACAAGGAGUUCUUGUUUUGCGCCAACAUACACCAUAUUCAGAUAGAAAAAAAGCUUUUUUCUCUAGGUGGAAAAAGUUAACUGGUGGUUCUUUGGGAUUGCAUUCAUAUGGUCUUUCUGCUUAUGAUUCUGUUUGGCUGCUUGCCCAUGCUAUUGAUGCAUUUUUUAACCAGGGAGGGGUGAUUUCUUUUUCUAAUGAUUCUAGGUUGCAGUCUGCAUUAGGUGACAAUCUCCACCUUGAAGCAAUGAAUAUUUUUGAUGAUGGAAUUCUACUGUUGCAGAGCAUCCUGCAGAGUAACCUUGUUGGUUUGACAGGUCCUAUUAAGUUUAAUUCAGAUAAGUCUCUUAUUCGUCCUGCAUAUGAUAUCAUUAAUGUCAUAGGAACUGGGUUUCGACGGAUUGGUUACUGGUCAAACUAUUCUGGCUUAUCAGUUGUGGAUCCUGAGACGCUCUAUGCAAUGCCACCUAAUCAUUCAAGUGCAAACCAGCAACUAUACAGUGUUAUCUGGCCAGGAGAAACAUUAUUGAAGCCCCGUGGAUGGGUUUUCCCAAACAAUGGGAAGCAACUGAAAAUUGGUGUACCUAAUCGAGCUAGUUACCGAGCAUUUGUAUCACGAGUGCAGGGAACUGAUAUGUUUAAGGGUUUCUGCAUAGAUGUAUUUACAGCUGCUGUAAACUUGUUACCUUAUGCUGUUCCAUACCGAUUUGUCCCUUUUGGAAAUGGUCUCGAAAACCCAAGCUACACAGAGCUUGUAAAUAUGAUCACAACUGGUGAUUUUGAUGCUGCUGUUGGUGACAUUGCAAUUGUCACAAAUCGAACAAGAAUUGUGGAUUUUACACAGCCAUAUGCUUCAUCUGGACUUGUUGUUGUGGUCCCAUUAAAAAAAAAAAACUCUGGUGCUUGGGCUUUCCUGCGGCCAUUUAGUCGAAAUAUGUGGAUUGUCAGUGCUUGUUUCUUCCUUUUGAUUGGCACUGUUGUGUGGAUUCUGGAGCAUAGAACAAAUGAUGAGUUCAGGGGCCCUCCUAAAAAACAACUUAUAACCAUUCUAUGGUUUAGCCUCUCAACUAUGUUUUUUGCCCAUAGAGAAAACACUGUGAGCACCCUUGGUCGAAUGGUGCUAAUCAUAUGGCUCUUUGUGGUAUUGAUAAUCAACUCAAGCUAUACUGCGAGUCUGACAUCAAUCCUCACAGUGCAGCAUCUGUCUUCGCCUAUUAAAGGGAUUGAAAGCUUGAAGAUGAGUGAGGAGCAAAUAGGGUACCAAGUGGGCUCCUUUGCUGAACAUUAUUUGGAGGAACUUGGCAUAUCCAGAUCUAGGCUUGUUGCCCUUGGAUCACCUGAUGCAUAUGCUUUAGCCCUUCAGCGCGGUCCUGAAAAAGGCGGUGUUGCAGCGAUUGUUGAUGAACUUCCUUAUGUAGAACUAUUCCUCUCCAGCCAGUGCAAAUUCAGGGUUGUAGGUCAAGAGUUCACCAAAAGCGGCUGGGGUUUUGCAUUUCCUCGGGACUCUCCUUUAGCAAUUGACAUGUCAACUGCUAUUCUACAACUGUCGGAGAAUGGUGAUCUUCAGCGGAUCCAUGAUAAGUGGUUGAUGCGAAGUACUUGCAGUUUAGAGACUGCUGAAAUUGAAUCAGAUCAGCUUCAACUUAAAAGCUUCUGGGGUCUCUUUCUUAUUUGUGGGAUAGCUUGCUUCUUUGCUCUCUUCAUAUAUUUCUUGCAGAUUAUGCAGCAGUCAUGCCGAACUGCCCCCUCUGAAUCUAUCUCAGCUGGUCCAAAUAACUCAAUUUCUGGGCGUGUCAGGAGAUUGUUGUCAUUGAUGGAUGAGAAAGUAGACCACUCAAAUAGUGGAAGUAAAAGAAGGAAAGUGGAAAGAUCAUUAUCUGAAAGUUCCAAGGACAGUGAGUGGGUAAGUAGGAGACAGACUGGAAUGACUACUGGGACCAACAUCAGCUCAAGCAAUUAACUUCGUUUUUCAUUUGGGGCAUCCCUAAUCAUAGUAUCAUUACAUGAUUUGUUACGCUUUGUCCUAACCACGGCUUUAGGCAUCAAUUUUACUUUGUACACUACCGCUCCCAAGCUCACAGCAUUUGCCACUCUUUAUGUGCUUGACAACUGAUCGUACCAUGUUUUGUACAAGUCCUUUCGAGUUCCUCCUGUCUGAGAGCUUCAGCACAAAUUAAUUCAGCAUAUUUUGGUACCUCAAACCAGUCCUGGGAAGCUCCUACAACAUCAAUCGAGGAAAAAUACUGCUUGCUGAUUAUGUAAACAUGUUUUGUGAGACAGUAUUGCGAUAUUAAGCCAAGACCUGUUUCACGUAUUCUUUUGUGAAAUUGAU
Juglans microcarpa x Juglans regia is the source of this 3352-nucleotide messenger RNA. RefSeq names its product glutamate receptor 3.3-like. The record is from RefSeq and is a predicted model, not a curated record. Gene Ontology annotation, cellular component: plasma membrane. Lineage: Eukaryota; Viridiplantae; Streptophyta; Magnoliopsida; Fagales; Juglandaceae. Bases 188 to 2980 code for a protein of 930 amino acids. Gene Ontology annotation, molecular function: glutamate-gated receptor activity. The transcript has 8 exons.